Vicia villosa (hairy vetch) is the source of this 768-nucleotide messenger RNA. RefSeq names its product secreted RxLR effector protein 161-like. NCBI's taxonomy places the organism in Eukaryota, Viridiplantae, Streptophyta, Magnoliopsida, Fabales, Fabaceae. The record is from RefSeq and is a predicted model, not a curated record. The transcript has a single exon. Bases 1 to 768 code for a protein of 255 amino acids.
AUGAAAAACUGCAAACCUGUUGAUAUUCCUUUGGUGGUGAAUGAAAAAUUAAAAAAGGAAGAUGGUGGAAGAUUAGUAGAUGCAAGCAUGUAUAGAAGUUUGGCUGGAAGCUUGUUUUAUCUAACAGCUACACGACCCGACUUAAUGUUCGCUGCUAGUUUACUCUCAAGGUUCAUGAGUAAACCAAGUCAUUUACAUCUUGGAGCAGCAAAACGAGUUCUAAGGUAUGUCAUGGGAACCAUGGAGCAUGGAAUCAGACUUGAAAAGAAUUCUAAACUUGAAGCUAAAGGCUAUUGUGACAGUGAUUGGGCUGGAAGUGUUGAUGACAUGAAAAGCACUUAUGGUUAUGUGUUCAGCCUGGGUUCAGGAGUAAUUUCUUGGUGUUCGAAGAAACAAGACACUGUAGCACAAUCUUCAGCUGAAGCAGAAUAUUUGGCAGCUGGUUUGGCUACACAACAAUCAUUGUGGUUGAGAAUAAUACUUGAAGAUAUCGGAGAAAAGCAAGAAGAAAGUUUGCUGCUUCACUGUGACAAUAAAUCAGCAAUAGCCAUGGCGAAGAAUCCUGUUUUCCACAGUCGAACAAGACAUAUUAAUAUAAAGCACCACUUCAUUCGAAGUGUGAUCGAAGAUGGUGAUGUGCAGUUAGUGUUCUGCAAUUCACAAGAGCAGCUUGCAGACAUUUUUACUAAAGCACUACCAAGAGGAAGAUUUCAGCAACUCAGAGAAGCAAUGGGAGUUAAAGAGCAACGCAUUAAGGGGGAGUGUUAA